Molecule: messenger RNA, 393 nt
Organism: Soboliphyme baturini
Lineage: Eukaryota; Metazoa; Nematoda; Enoplea; Dioctophymatida; Soboliphymatidae
Source: the annotation of a GenBank genome assembly
AUGGUGCGUAUGGACGUACUGGCAGAUGCUUUAAGGUCAAUCAGCAAUGCAGAAAAACGAGGGAAACGUCAAGUGCUCAUACGCCCCUGUUCUAAAGUCAUCGUGCGGUUCUUGACUGUCAUGAUGAAGCACGGCUACAUUGGCGAGUUUGAAAUCGUUGAUGACCAUAGGGCCGGCAAAAUCGUAGUGAAUUUAAACGGAAGAAUUAAUAAGUGUGGUGUAAUUAGUCCGCGAUUCGAUGUUGGAAUCCGGGAUAUCGAAAAAUGGACAGCCACAUUGCUUCCUUCGCGACAGUUCGGGUUCCUCGUGUUCACAACAUCAAGUGGCAUCAUGGACCACGAGGAGGCGAGAAGAAAACAUUUAGGUGGCAAAAUUUUGGGAUAUUUCUUCUGA